Aureobasidium namibiae CBS 147.97 is the source of this 735-nucleotide messenger RNA. RefSeq lists its product as uncharacterized. NCBI's taxonomy places the organism in Eukaryota, Fungi, Ascomycota, Dothideomycetes, Dothideales, Saccotheciaceae. The transcript is spliced from 2 exons. The coding region runs from base 1 to 735 and encodes 244 amino acids. The record is from RefSeq and is a predicted model, not a curated record.
AUGCGUACCGAAUUAAUUAUUCAGGGUAUCAGAGACCAACUUCCUAGUGCCAAGUACAGACGCCAUGCCGUUCGAAGACUCAUCAGAGACAUCGACCAAGCACACGAUCAAGAGGAAGGCUCACAGGAUCAUCGAGGCACACAUCCAGCCCAGAAGAAGCCAUCCUCCAAGCGCAAGCGCAAGCGUCGUUCAAUGCAAUCCUCCUCACCACCCAGUUCAGACGACGAGCAUCAUCGUUUCCGCGAGAGAAAGCCAUCCUCCAAGGGCAAGCCUCGUGACGCCCAGAAACCUGAAGAGAGGUCGCCUAUCCUGACCGUUAGCACUGGAGGUCAUGUAGUUCCUCAAACUCAACCAGACUCCGUUCUUCACCUAAUGGGCGAGGCGGAAAACUACUGUCUUCCCGUAGACGACGAGCAAUCCUUUACACAACAGAAUCCCACCUACGACAAGCCAAAGAAGCCUCCUGUUCGUUAUGAUGCCUCGACUGACGCUGACUUUUCACUCGACCGUCCUUAUAGCCAACCUCCCAUCUGUGGCAAGCCCUCCACAGACAAAGCCUCUCUCUCUCUAAUAAUCAUUCUACCAGCAAGCUCGUGGACCGCGCCAACGCUUCUACGGACGAAGGUGUUCACGCAACCAGCUACUCCAACGUCCAUCAUCUCAAGUCACGGUCACAAGUCCUCUUCAAAGCAAAAGCGCUAUCACGGCACAUAUUCAGCCAGCUCGAUUUCCUGA